Gekko japonicus is the source of this 1917-nucleotide messenger RNA. It is a transcript of the gene LRRC70, whose product is annotated as leucine rich repeat containing 70. Bases 1 to 1917 code for a protein of 638 amino acids. Gene Ontology annotation, molecular function: protein binding. NCBI's taxonomy places the organism in Eukaryota, Metazoa, Chordata, Lepidosauria, Squamata, Gekkonidae. The record is from RefSeq and is a predicted model, not a curated record. The transcript has a single exon. Gene Ontology annotation, cellular component: plasma membrane.
AUGAUUGGGAGAAUCACAGUCCAGGAUAUGUGUCGACUUCACCACCUUGGGUCGUUUCGACAUAUUCUUAACUGCCUUCUUUUGUUGCUGAUCCAGGAGGAAAUACUUUGUUGUCCAUCUGUUUGCCAGCAGUGUACAGGCAGACAAGCCAACUGCCGUAAUGCAGGUCUUUCAUCUAUUCCGAAGAAUUUCCCCCAAAGUACUAUAUUCAUAUAUCUAAGUGGGAAUAAUAUAUCUUGCAUAAAUCCUAAUGAACUGAUAGGGCUUCAGCAUCUUGCUGUGCUACACUUGGAUAAUUCUGGAAUUUUAAAUGUGUAUCCAAAAGCAUUUUCUAAAUCUAAGAACCUGUGGUACCUACAUCUGAAUAAUAAUCAGAUUAAGCGUUUGGAUCCUGGAACAUUUGAAGGACUUUCAAAUCUUCGUUCUUUAUACCUGCAAAAUAAUAACAUUGCUUUUGUUCCAAGAGGAUUGUUUAGUGAUCUCACUUCAGUACGAUACCUAACGCUUCAAAGCAAUCGCCUCAGUAUCCUUGGUAGUGGUACUUUCUUGGGAAUGAUUAGUCUUCGGGUUCUUAACCUAGCCAACAAUCAGAUUUCACGGAUAUCAGAUGCAGCAUUUUGUCACCUUGACAACCUUACAUGUUUGUACCUUGAAAGUAACAAUUUAACGCGCGUGCCACCAAAUGCUUUUGUAGCACUGAGCAGUCUUGAAAAACUUUCCUUGUCACAUAACCCGAUUGGAUCAGUCCCUCCCUUUGCAUUUAGAGGACUUGACAAGCUCAAAUAUCUCUCUUUAAAAAGGGCCAACAUAAACUUUAUCGAUGUGAAUGGAUUUGGGGGGUUAAUUCAUCUUAAAAAGUUAGUUUUGAGCAAUAAUAAUAUAGAAAAUGUCAAUUCCGAUACUUUUGCAUUGUUGAAUAAUUUAAUGUUUCUGCAACUUGACAGAAACAAAAUAAUCAAUAUUGCAGAUAAUGCAUUUGCAAAAAUUGGAGCAUCUUUGAAGAUGCUGAAUCUAGCAUUUAAUAAUCUUACAGAUAUGCAGCCUGGAGUUCUCAAGCCUUUGGUUUCAUUAACUCACUUACAAGCAAAGUACAAUCCUUGGAAUUGUAGCUGCAGGUUACUUGGUCUAAUUACUUGGCUAGUGUCUUCUUCAGUCUCUGUCAAUAUUCAUUGCCAGUAUCCUUCCAGUUUGCGUGGAAGACAUUUGAAUUUUGCUAAAUGGGACUUGUUUCCAAACUGUUUCAACAGUUCCACACCACCUGAAACAAUCAAGGAUAUCAAACCAGCAGGUAUUCACCACAGCACCACUACUUUAUUGAUGGCAUGGGAUAAAAACCCCUCAAGCAGUUCUGUUUACAGACAUUUAAAGAAUGUGGAUGCGGAUACAGUGAGUUUAUGGACAGAAAUACCUACCACAUCUGCUAAUCAACACCUUUCUGAAGAGCAUUCUGUUGGGAAGUUCAGACUGGCAACUACAGUGUUUUCAUUGUUAACUGUGGAGAUACCAGCACAGAAUAUACCUGUUAAUUUUACUAUGGAAGAGAGCGGAGCAUUUCCCCCAGAAGCUGCUUCUGUGUCAUUUAAAUCCUCUCUAAUCUGUACACAGCAGGUAGAAAAACUGACUCGGGCUUUUGACAUUUUAUUAACCCUUUUUAUUUUGGCUUGUGCUGUUAUCUUCUUUUUGAUUUACAAAAUGAUUCAGUUUAGACAGAAGCUUAAAAUGCAAAAGAGCUCUGACAGUGGAAUAGAUUACUAUGGUUUUUAUCAGGCUGGUAGAUACCGUGUAACUGAUCCACUUCAGUCUGUGCCACAGAAUCCACUGGGAAGUUCAGAACUGGACAAUAUUCAUCUUCCUAAAGCAACAACCGUACUUGAAAGUUCAGCACAGGUCAUCUUAUUUGAACACUCAGCUUUAUAG